AUGGUGGAUGGAGCUGGUUGCGCGCUAGGGGACGAAGCCUGGCCAGGAAAGGAAGUCACCGCCAUCGGCCUGCCGGGGGUCGCCACGCGGACCCCCACCCUCCGACAGUACGCGUGCAUCUUUGCCCUUGCUGCCUUUACUGUGCGCAGUUAUAUCAUCAGUUCUACAAACCUUAUCAUUCUUCUAGAGGAUGAGAUCUUCGCUGAUUUUUUCAACACAUUUCUUUCUCUCCCGGUUUUUGGUCAGACACCAUUUUAUACUGUUGAAAGUUCACAAUGGAGCUUGUGGCCAGAAAUGCCUUAUGAUCUGAUGUGCAAGUACAAAAAAUUAUUGACCUGGUUGGAAAAAUAUCGGUUACCUUUCUUCUGUAAAACAAACUUAUGUUUCCAUUACAUUCUCUGUCAGGAACUCAUCAGUUUCAUCAAGUCUCAAGAAGGAGCCAAAAUGAUGAGAUGGCAAAAGGCAGACCAGUGGCUACUGGAGAAGUGCAUCGGCGGGGUCAGAGGGAUGUUGCGCUUCUUUUCCUACCUCAAGGACAGUGCAGGUGAAGAGUUGGUGGACUUCUGGAUUCUUGCUGAGAAGAUCUUGAGCAUAGAUGAGACCAAUGUAGAUGUACAGGAUUACUACCUAUCCCUUCUCCUCGCCCUGAAGGCCACCCACCUGCAGGAGGGCUCCAGGGUGGUAACUCUUUGCAACGUGAAUAUCAAGUCCCUCCUGAACCUCUCCAUCUGGCAUCCCAAUCAAUCCACCACCAGAAGAGAGAUCCUAAGCCACAUGCAGAAAGUAGCUCUAUUCAAACUCCAGAGCUAUUGGCUCCCUAACUUUUACAACCAUGGCAAGAUGACAAUGGCGAGUGAGGAAGCAUGCUGUGACCUGCUGCAGGAGUAUGAGUCACGCCGGUUCAGCGUUUACACUAUAGGUGCAGGAGGGAUCCCUUUGAACAUGAGUGUUAAGAAAUCCCAACGCCCUCCAAAGCGCUACUCAAGUAGAAGAGUCAAGAGGAAGAUGUGGUAUUUGAUCAAUCCUGGCUCUUGGUCUAUGGAAAUGGUCCCCAAGCCAGAUGUCUGCCCAAUCAGCUCACAAGAGCUUUCAGAUGACGGGAAGAUGACUAUGCAUAUGCCUCCCCUGAAAGUAGAUUCUGCAAGGGAGAGAUUAAUUUGUCUCCUGGAAAAGGAUCGUCACUGUGUCAUGAAGUCCACUGUGAAGAAAAAACCUGAAAGCCUCCACAUGGAGGGCCUCUUUGAGACAAAGUUCUCUUCCCACCUGAGAACAUCCACCCCUAUCUUUAUUCACUCCUCUCAGAUGACAAUCAAUAAGGUUAUCAAGCAAAGGCUGUCUUUUAGAUAUACCUACUGGGCUUUGCGUGCUGAUGCUUAUGCAGGAAGUCCUUUCCGGGACUUCCUGAAGAAGCUGAAUUUGAAAGUAGAGACCAAACUCCUGGACCUAUGGCAAGACCUGCACCACUUCCUCAGUGUUCUGAUGAGUAACAGAAAGAAUGGGAAUUCAGUGUUUCGUCACAUGCUCAGUGAUAGAAUCUGUGAGAUCUACUUGAAUGAGCAGAAUGGUCCAUGCUUACCACUCACACCUCAAACUACUCUGGGCCUGAAGAAGAUGCUGCCUUCUGGGGAUGCCAACCCCUGGAUCUCAAAAGCCCAGAUGGAGAUCUGCAAGACCCUCAACCACUGGUACGAUGAAUUCCUGGAUGAAGAGGACUACUGGUUUCUCCUUGUGACAUCUCAGAACCGGUACGUCAGAGCCCAGUGGCAUAAAGAAUCUCCAAGCCGAGAAGACAGCAUUUUUCUUUACAAGAGGCUUCAGGAGUCUCUGGAGUUAAGCCAGAGUUUGACUAACAUGGAGAAAAUGGAUUCUCCUCCAUGGCAAACAGUAGCUACUGAGAACCUGAGGAAAAGUGGGUCUCUCCAGGUAGAAGUGAAGUCUCCAGUGUUUCUGGAAGACUUUAACAAAAUGAACUUUAAAGAACUCUGCUAUAAGAAUCCAAAGAUGGCUAUAGAGAUGAUAAGUGAGGACUACAAAAUAUAUUGUGAGAAAGUACCGCAAAUAGAAAUUGAAGUGAAAAUUGUCAAGGAACCAAAGGUGAUGUCAUCAUCAUACAGGAAAUUGUCUGUUGCCAAAAAAGGGGGUGUGAGGAAGCCCUCAGUGCGACCCAGAAACUUUACAGACAUCCUCCUAAACCAACAGCACUUGGAUUUCUUCAGAGACUUUCUCAAGGAUCGGAAGGCUGAAGCCCCACUGCAAUUCUUGAUAGCGGUACAGAAGAUCACUUCGGAGACGAAUGAAAAGGCUUACAAGGCUGCACUGGACAAUUUAACCAGGACUUUCUUCCAUAGCAAUGUCCCUGCUGAGGAAUUACUGCAGUGCAAUGCCCCUAUAGUGAAGGAAAUCAUGCAAAUGCAAAAUAUCACCACCACGACCUUGUUAAUGCUCCAGACCUAUGUGAUGAAAUCUCUGGAAGAAAGGUGGUUUAUAGAAUACCAGCAGCUGUUCCCGGUUCGUGCUAUUCCAGACUUAGAACCAGCAAUACCAACUUUCCCUAGAAAGCCCUCGAAGACAGCUUUGAAUCUACAGAAAUCCCAAAAGAAAGGCUGGAUAAAAAUGGUCAACUUCAUCAAGAGUUUCUGCAAGUACCGCAGGUGUAUGGCAAACCCUCAGCAGCUCCAGGGAUUUCUAGACUAUCUUCACAAGGAAUUGUAUAAUACUAAAGAAAACUUUACCACAUCACCUACUGCAUCAGGACGACCAACCCCCAUGUCCCCAAGUUCUGAGAAUGGAGAGGGAACCUUUGUGAAGCGCCGGAUAUAUGGACACAGGAUUAUCAUCGUCAACUUUGCAACUAAUGAUUUAUAUUUUUUUAGUGAAAUGGAAAGAUUCAAUGAAUUGGUGAGUUCAGCUCACAUGUUGCUGAUCAACAAAGCAUAUAACGAGAAUGACCUGAUCCUGAUGCGGUCCAAACUUAACAUUAUCCUAAAGCUCUUCCUGAAUUCUGACAUCCCUCCAAAGCUCAGGGUGAACCUCUCUGAGUCUCAGAAGGAUGUCAUUGUUGCUGCCAUUACCGAGGGCCACAUGGAUCGGACCAUUUUCCAUGGAGCUAUCUUGACUAUCUUCCCCGUCAUUAUGUACUUCUGGAAAAGGUUUUGUUCCUGGAAGGCAGCCUGUUCUUACUUUCACUAUGUAGGAAAGGUGAGCAAGGAGAGAAAGACUCUUCCCAGAACAACAUACAAGAGCCCUGUUUGGAAUGUAGGUGACCAUUCUCAUGCUGUCUUAAGGUUUUCCUUAAACAGAGGGCUUGAGUGGUUACGGCCUCAACACCAACAGCGGGAUGUACUAAGUCCCAUUCAGAACUCUUCCUCUAGCAACCUCACCCAACUGAAAGCUGCAUCUUCUAAUGUGCAGCUGAAUCCUGCCCAGGGUAUUGAACACAGUAGCAUGCAGAUAUUAGUUGCCCAUACAUAUGAAUCAAGUGAAGGAGUAGACUGGAUUGUGAAAGGUGCUGCAAAUGCAGGAGAGAAAAUAGGAUGUGAAGUUUAUACUGACCUAUCGCUAGAAAAUCACUAA
Messenger RNA from Perognathus longimembris pacificus (Pacific pocket mouse), 3573 nucleotides. RefSeq names its product regulator of G protein signaling like 1 (gene Rgsl1). Bases 1 to 3573 code for a protein of 1190 amino acids. The transcript has 22 exons. NCBI's taxonomy places the organism in Eukaryota, Metazoa, Chordata, Mammalia, Rodentia, Heteromyidae. The record is from RefSeq and is a predicted model, not a curated record.